Molecule: messenger RNA, 2650 nt
Organism: Chenopodium quinoa (quinoa)
Lineage: Eukaryota; Viridiplantae; Streptophyta; Magnoliopsida; Caryophyllales; Amaranthaceae
Product: somatic embryogenesis receptor kinase 2
Exons: 11
Coding region: 579-2441 (620 amino acids)
Biological process (GO): protein phosphorylation
Molecular function (GO): protein kinase activity; protein binding; ATP binding
Source: RefSeq, a predicted model, not a curated record
ACUGUCUUCGGGCAGCGGUCAGCUUCCCCUUUUCCCGUUUCGGGCAGCCCUCCAGCCUACCUGCACGCCUUCACUCAUUCCUCUCACUCCCCUUUUUCCCCCAUUUUCUCUCUCCUCCUUUCUAGAGAGAGAAGCUUAAACUAACCUUUUCUUGCAUUGUUUGUUUCUUAGAUAGAGUUUUUUAGAGAGAGAAACUGAUUUUUUUAGAGAUAGAAACUGGGAAAAGGUGUACAGUGUAAAAGGUCUUGGAAUGUGAGAUUAUUAACAUAGAGAGAGAAAAUAAAGUUGAAAUUUUUGCUCAAAGGAAGGGAAAGUAGUUUGGUUGCUCUUAAACUAUGGAAUGUUGCUUUUAAUGGGUUUUGUUUGAUUUUUGAGAUCAAGUUUUUGUUUGAUUUUUCUGGGUUUUUUUUUUUUUUUUUUUUUUUUUUGAAAUUUUUGUAUUUGGUUGACAAUGGUGGAAUUGGGGAUUGUUCUUCAUUUGGGGUUUUAGGGUUUUUUUUAAGUUUGAUUUUUUAUGGUUUGAGAAUGUUGGGUUUUUGGAUCUGAGCUGAGGUGAAUUCUGAAGUUGUACAAGAAUCAUGUGGGUGGAGGUGUUAGCUUCUCUUUUGUAUAUUUUUCUCGCAUUCAAAUUCACUUCUGCUAAUGUGGAAGGGGAUGCUCUUCAUAGUUUGAGAAACAACCUAGAUGACCCUUUCAAUGUAUUGCAAAGCUGGGAUCCCACCCUUGUAAAUCCCUGUACAUGGUUUCACGUCACUUGUAACCCAGAUAACAGUGUUAUAAGAGUAGAUCUAGGAAAUGCUGCAUUGUCAGGUCAACUGGUUCCAGCUCUUGGCUCACUUAAAAAUCUUCAAUACUUGGAACUGUACAGUAACAAUAUCAGUGGGCCAAUACCUAGUGAGCUGGGCAAUCUGACAAACUUGGUCAGUUUGGAUCUCUAUUUGAACAGUUUCAGCGGUCCAAUUCCCGAGUCUUUGGGCAGGCUAUCAAAGUUGCGCUUUCUUCGGCUAAACAACAAUAGUCUGACAGGCCCCAUUCCUAUGUCCUUGACAAAUAUCACCUCGUUGCAGGUCUUGGAUCUAUCAAACAACCGUCUUUCGGGAGCUGUUCCAGACAAUGGUUCCUUUUCCUUGUUUACGCCAAUAAGUUUUGCUAAUAACUUAAAUCUAUGCGGUCCUGUCACUGGGAGGCCAUGUCCUGGAUCUCCACCUUUUUCACCACCGCCUCCUUUCAUACCACCACCACCAAUUAAUAAUCAAGGUGGUGUCAGUGCCACGGGAGCAAUUGCUGGUGGAGUGGCUGCUGGUGCUGCUUUACUGUUCGCUGCCCCUGCUAUAUUAUUUGCCUGGUGGCGGCGUAGGAAGCCUCAAGAGUAUUUCUUUGAUGUCCCUGCUGAGGAGGAUCCGGAAGUACAUCUGGGGCAGCUUAAAAGAUUCUCUUUACGAGAACUGCAGGUCGCUACUGAUAGUUUUAGCAACAAAAACAUACUUGGGAGAGGAGGAUUUGGUAAGGUGUAUAAAGGACGCCUUGCUGAUGGAUCAUUAGUUGCUGUAAAACGUUUGAAGGAAGAACGUACUCCUGGUGGUGAGCUGCAAUUUCAAACAGAAGUGGAAAUGAUCAGCAUGGCUGUGCAUCGAAACUUGCUCCGGUUGCGUGGAUUUUGUAUGACACCAACAGAACGGUUGCUUGUUUACCCCUAUAUGGCUAACGGGAGUGUUGCCUCCUGUUUACGAGAACGUCCACCAAAUGAACCGCCACUGGAUUGGCCUACACGCAAACGAAUUGCAUUAGGAUCUGCAAGAGGACUUUCCUAUUUACAUGACCAUUGUGACCCAAAGAUCAUUCAUCGAGAUGUAAAAGCUGCCAAUAUAUUAUUGGAUGAGGAAUUUGAAGCAGUUGUUGGUGACUUUGGCCUGGCUAAGCUGAUGGACUACAAGGACACUCACGUGACUACAGCUGUACGUGGGACCAUAGGACACAUAGCUCCUGAAUACCUGUCUACUGGAAAAUCUUCAGAAAAAACAGAUGUUUUUGGUUAUGGUAUAAUGCUUCUGGAAUUAAUCACUGGACAGAGGGCUUUCGAUCUUGCUCGACUUGCGAAUGAUGAUGAUGUCAUGUUACUUGAUUGGGUUAAAGGACUUCUCAAAGAAAAGAAAUUAGAAAUGCUUGUUGAUCCCGACCUUCAAAAUAAUUACAUUGAGGCAGAGGUGGAGCAGCUUAUUCAAGUUGCGCUUCUCUGCACACAGGGCAACCCUUUGGAACGACCCAAAAUGUCAGAGGUAGUAAGGAUGCUUGAAGGUGAUGGUUUGGCCGAGAGGUGGGAUGAAUGGCAAAAGGUGGAAGUUCUUCGGCAAGAGGUGGAUUUAGCUCCUCACUCUAACUCAGAUUGGAUCGUCGAUUCAACUGACAAUCUGCAUGCAGUUGAAUUAUCUGGUCCUAGAUGAAUGCCACUCCCAAGUGACAGAAUCAAAAAGAAAUUAAUUUAAUUAACUCCUUUUUUUCAUUAUAUUUAUUAUUAUUAUUAUUAUAAUUUUUGUUUUUCUCUUCAUCUUUAGGCGUGUUCUUGUAACUGGGAAGUCGUCCCGAGUGCCUAUUUUUUUGGGGCUACAUAUUUAUUUGUGUAUAUGGACAUGGACCUGUUUUGGAGGGGCAA